CUCCCCCAUGAUCUCCCUUCAGCCCUAAUAGAGCAGGGUAGUGGUAGUAGUGGUAUUUGUGAGUUAGGUUAGUUAGUAAGAGGCUUGUUGUAUGUUUACUGGCUUAUGAGUGAACUCAUGACGCACUGCAACAGUAGUUAAUGAAAGCGUUUUUUUACCGGUUUCUAUUCUAAAACCAUGUAUAGAGACGGAGUGCUGCACAAGAAGAACAGAAAAGACUUUCUACCUUAUUUUCUAGGACUAGUUUUAGUUUUCUAUUGCACGGUUCAUCUUGUGUCUUUCAUUGCAGCAGCAGCUCAGGAGGACUCCCAUUCCAACAGAGUGCGCCGGGCGCUGGAGAAUGAGACAGAGUGUAUUACAACGCAGUCGUCUGAGUUUCCAGAGGGGUUCUUCACACUACAGGAGAGGAAGGAUGGAGGACUCCUCAUACACUUUAUGAUCAUAUUUUACAUGCUGCUGGCAGUUGCUAUAGUCUGUGAUGACUACUUCCUACCUUCUCUAGAACUUAUCAGUGACCGUCUGGGUCUAUCUCAGGACGUAGCAGGAGCCACCUUUAUGGCAGCAGGCAGCUCUGCUCCUGAAAUGGUCACUGCUUUUCUGGGUGUGUUUGUGACAAAGGGAGACAUCGGUGUGAGCACCAUCGUAGGAUCAGCUGUCUACAACCUCCUGGGGAUCUGUGCUGCUUGUGGACUCCUGACCAAAGUGGUGGGUCGUCUGACCUGUUGGCCUCUGUUCAGGGACUGUCUAGCUUACGCCAUCUCUAUCUCUGCUGUUAUAGCCAUCAUUUCAGACAACAAAGUCUACUGGUAUGAUGCAGCCUGUCUGUUGCUGGUCUAUGGGGUGUACAUCGUAGUGUUGUGUUUUGACCUGAGGAUCAGUGAGUGUGUUCUGAGGAGGUUCAGUCCCUGCUGUACUUGCCUGGGGAAAGGUUCCGGGGAUCACAGCGAGACACAGCCAUUGGUUGACACCACUCUGAGGGUCCACAGACGUUCUAGAAGUGACAGCGGAAUCUUCCAGGAUGAUUCAGGAUACUCACACAUUUCCCUCAGUCUGCACGGCCUGAAUGAGAUACCAGAGGACCACAAGAGUGUGUUCUCAAUGCCAGAGAACGACCUGAAGCGAAUCCUGUGGGUGCUGUCCCUCCCGGCCAUCGUGAUUCUCUACCUGACGAUUCCAGACUGCAGGAGACGGUUCUGGAAAAAAUGGUUCAUGUUCACCUUCUUUAUGUCCGCUGUCUGGAUCUCAGCCUUCACAUACGUACUGGUCUGGAUGGUCACUAUCGUAGGAGAGACUCUGGGUAUCCCAGACACAGUGAUGGGCCUGACUCUGUUAGCUGCAGGGACCAGUAUACCAGACACAGUGGCUAGUGUCAUGGUUGCCAGAGAAGGUAAAGCCGAUAUGGCCAUGUCCAACAUCGUGGGUUCUAAUGUUUUUGACAUGCUGUGUCUGGGUCUUCCCUGGUUCAUUAAGACAGUGUUUGUGGACACGGUUAACCCUGUGGAGGUCAACAGCACCGGUCUGGUUUUCAUCUCCGCCACCCUCCUCCUCUCCAUCGUCUUUCUCUUCGUGGCGGUCCAUAUAAACGGCUGGAAGCUGGACUGGAAGCUGGGGAUCGUCUCUCUGUUCUGCUAUGUUGUUUUUGCCACUCUGGCCAUCCUCUACGAACUGGGCAUCAUAGGGAACAACCCUGUCAGACUGUGUGGCGACUGAUACACUGAUAAACACACAGAGACGUACAACAACACACACAGCGCUGCUGCAGGCCGCACUCAUCAGACUGUGUAGUGUCUGAGUGGCAGCGAUGGAGUCCACACUGCAGCCCUCCCCAGAACCAGACCACCCAGAACCAACCUCUUUGACACUCAGACCAUUUAUACAGAACCCAGAUACAGGGCAGAUUCACAGAGUACUGAUAUAGGAUCAGGUCCACCCUGUCCACGUCCUCUUAUUCAUUAUGAUCUAAAUCAGUGGAAUUCGAAUUCGGGUCGCGACCCCACUAGCAGUUGGGUUUGUGGACAGAUUAGGAGUGUUGGAUCACCAAAUUCAAAUACUUUUUUUUAAACAAAAAAAUAACAGUACAAAUUAUUGUAUGGGACACGAUACAAACAUUUUUUAGAAAAAUAAAAUUGUAUCGAGUAAA
This is a messenger RNA of Oncorhynchus gorbuscha (pink salmon), 2140 nucleotides long. RefSeq names its product sodium/potassium/calcium exchanger 5-like. The record is from RefSeq and is a predicted model, not a curated record. Gene Ontology annotation, biological process: melanocyte differentiation; intracellular calcium ion homeostasis; calcium ion transmembrane transport. Gene Ontology annotation, cellular component: membrane. The transcript is spliced from 9 exons. Gene Ontology annotation, molecular function: calcium, potassium:sodium antiporter activity; calcium channel activity. The coding region runs from base 178 to 1710 and encodes 510 amino acids. NCBI's taxonomy places the organism in Eukaryota, Metazoa, Chordata, Actinopteri, Salmoniformes, Salmonidae.